AGCCCCCCAAUUUUUCAUACAAAUUCUAAAAACACUCUCUUUCCUCUUUUCCCAUACAGUUCACACUCUCCUCUGUCACUUUUUUCCUCCAUUUUUCAUACGCCCAUUUCCUCCCAAAUCCACACGCAGAUCUGACCCUCGUCGAACCAGAUCGGAGCUCUAGUUACACUGGCAAUGGAGGAGGCACUGGAAUUGGCACGUGCCAAGGACACGAAGGAGAGAAUGGCGGGCGUAGAACGACUCCACCAACUUCUCGAAGCAUCUAGAAAGAGCCUCUCUUCUUCGGAAGUCACUUCUCUUGUGGAUGUUUGCUUAGAUCUUCUGAAAGACAACAACUUUAGGGUCUCUCAGGGUGCUUUACAAUCGCUCGAUUCCGCCGCUGUACUCUCCGGUGAACACUUGAAGCUUCACUUCAAUGCACUUGUACCUGCCGUCGUUGAAAGAUUAGGCGAUUCGAAGCAGCCCGUUAGAGAUGCGGCUAGACGAUUGUUGCUUACUUUGAUGCAGGUUUCUUCACCAACUAUCAUUGUUGAGAGGGCAGGGUCUUAUGCUUGGAUGCACAAAAGCUUCAGAGUUCGAGAAGAAUUUGCUCGAACUGUUACAUCAGCAAUUGGUCUUUUUUCAGCAACUGAGCUGCCCCUUCAACGGGCCAUUCUUCCUCCUAUUCUGCAAAUGUUGAGUGAUCCUAAUCCUGGUGUUAGAGAUGCAGCCAUAUCAUGUAUUGAGGAGAUGUAUUCACAGGCUGGACCUCAGUUCCGUGAUGAGCUUCAGCGCCAUCAUCUUCCUACAAUGAUGCUAAAAGAUAUUAAUGCCAGACUAGAGAAGAUUGAGCCCAAAAUUCGACUAGCAGAUGGAAUUCCAAAAAACUAUUCAGCUGCUGAGGUGAGACCCACUAGUCUUAAUCCCAAGAAAAGCAGCCCGAAGGCUUGCCAUUUGUUAAGCUUCUUAUCCCAAGAGCUUUUGGGAGAUUUUGAGGCAUGUGCCGAGAUGUUCAUUCCAGUUCUUUUCAAGCUUGUUGUGAUAACUGUUCUUGUAAUUGCAGAAUCUGCUGAUACCUGCAUAAAAACGAUGUUGCGCAACUGCAAAGUUGCUCGUGCACUUCCUCGAAUAGCUGAUUGUGCAAAGAAUGAUCGUAAUGCAGUCCUUCGUGCAAGAUGCUGUGAGUAUGCACUUCUAAUCCUGGAACAUUGGCCCGAUGCUUCUGAGAUACAACGUUCAGCAGAACUCUAUGAAGACCUUAUAAAAUGUUGUGUAGCAGAUGCAAUGGGUGAGGUACGAUCAAUUGCAAGAACUUUGUACAGAAUGUUUGCAAGAACUUGGCCCGAACGUUCCAGGCGUUUGUUUAUGUCCUUUGAUCCUGUUAUCCAAAGGAUCAUAAAUGAGGAAGAUGGUGGAACUCACAGACGACAUGCUUCACCUUCUGUUCGAGAGAGGAGUUCACACUUCUCACUUGCUCCUCAAACAUCUGCUUCGCAAAUUCCUGGUUAUGGAACAUCUGCAAUAGUUGCUAUGGAUAGAACUUCCAGUUUGCCUUCAGGCACGUCCCUCUCCUCUGGGCUACUCCUGUCACAAACAAAACCUGUGGGUACUGGCACAGAACGUAGCUUGGAAAGUGUACUUCAUGCCAGCAAACAGAAAGUUUCUGCUAUAGAAAGCUUGCUCAAAGGUCUGGAUAUAUCUGAGAGAAGUCGAUCCUCUAGUUUGGAUCUAGGAGUUGACCCACCAUCGUCCCGUGAUCCACCAUUUCCUCUUGCUGUUCCUGCGUCGAAUAGUCUUGCUAAUGCUUUGGUAGAUGCACCAUCUGGUUUCUCUAAAGGUAAUAAUCGCAAUGGUGGAUUGGGUUUGUCCGAUAUCAUUACUCAGAUCCAGGCCUCGAAGGAUUCUGCUAAAGCAUCCUAUCGAAGUAGUGUGGUUCAUGAAUCCUUUUCAGCUAAUUCGGCAAGAAGGGCUUCUGAAAAACUACAAGAUAGAGGAUUUGUUGAAGAUCAUGCUGAACUUAGGGAAGGUAGGCGGUUAAUGAACUCGCAUGUUCACAGACAAUAUGUAGAGUCACCAUACAAAGAUGCUAACUUUAGGGAUUAUCAGAAUAAUUACGUUCCAAACUUUCAACGUCCUCUAUCAAGAAAGAACACAGCAGGAAGAAUGUCUGCUAGCAAGAGGAGGAGCUUUGAUGACAGUCAGCUCCCACUAGGAGAAAUGUCAAGUUAUGUGGAUGGACCCGCUUCACUAAGUGAUGCAUUAAGUGAGGGUCUCAGUCCUAGUUCAGAUUGGAAUGCUAGGGUUGCUGCAUUUAGCUAUGUCAGGUCUUUGCUACAGCAGGGGCCUAGAGGUAUUCCAGAAAUCAUUCAGAGCUUCGAGAAGGUUAUGAAAUUAUUUUUCCAGCACCUUGAUGAUCCCCAUCAUAAAGUUGCACAGGCAGCUCUGUCAACCCUUGCAGAUCUUAUUCCAGCUUGCAGAAAACCAUUUGAAAGUUACAUGGAGAGGAUUUUGCCCCAUGUUUUCUCACGGCUAAUUGAUCCCAAGGAAUCGGUGAGGCAGCCUUGCUCAACUACAUUAGAAAUUGUAAGCAAAACAUAUGGUAUAGAUUCCCUUUUGCCAGCUUUGCUCCGUUCAUUGGAUGAACAGCGUUCUCCGAAGGCCAAACUUGCUGUAAUUGAGUUUUCAAUUGGCUCGUUUAACAAGCAUCCUUCGAAUUCUGAAGGUGCUGGAAAUAGUGGCAUCCUCAAGUUAUGGCUUGCUAAGUUGACACCACUAGUCUAUGAUAAAAACACCAAACUGAAAGAAGCAGCUAUUUCAUGUAUUAUAUCAGUGUACACACACUUUGAUGCAACAGGGGUUUUGAAUUUUAUUCUUAGCUUAUCAGUUGAAGAACAAAAUUCCUUGAGGCGGGCACUUAAACAGUAUACCCCUCGUAUAGAGGUGGAUUUGAUGAAUUUUCUACAGAAUAAGAAAGAAAGGCAACGUUCCAAGUAUGAUCCAUCUGAUGUUGUUGGAACAUCUUCUGAAGAGGCAUAUAUAGGAGCUUCAAAGAAAAGUCAUCUAUUUGGAAGGUAUUCUGGUGGUUCAGUUGAUAAUGAUGGUGCCAGAAAAUGGAACUCUUUUCCAGACUCGACCUAUAUGACUAGCUCCAUAGGUCACUCGUUGUCUGAUGAUACUCAAGACUUCUAUCGUGGUGUUGAAACUGGUUCCAACUCCGAUCUUCCUGUUUCAAAAGCUUUGGCCCUUACCGCUAAUCAGAGUGACAGAUUGUGGGAUAAUCCGCAGGAAUGUAAUGACGACAGCUUAAAGAUGGAGCACACUUCCACUCCCCAUCUGGAGGUUAAUGGGUUAGUUGACUCGGAGCAUCUAGGGGUAGCUGCGGGUGUUGGGGCUGAUAAGGAAUCUGAUUUGGGACUUAAUCACCUGAAACUUUCUGCUCUGAAGAUAAACUCAACUCCAACAACUGGACCAAGCAUUCCUCAAAUUCUGCAUACGAUCUGUAAUGGCAGUGAUGAAAGUUGUGCUGCCAACAAGCAUGGUGCACUUGAACAACUAGUUGAAGCUAUUGCCAAUGAUCAAUCUAUAUGGAAUAAGUACUUCAAUCAGAUAUUGACUGCUGUACUCGAGGUGCUAGAUGAUUCUGAGUCUUCAAUAAGAGAACUUGCUCUAUCUCUGAUAGUCGAAAUGCUGAAGAAUCAGAGAGAUGCUAUGGAGGAUUCAGUUGAGGUUGUAAUUGAAAAACUGCUCAACGCAACCAAGGAUGUUGCCCCGAAAGUUGCAAAUGAAGCCGAGCAUUGUUUAACUAUGGUGUUGUCCUUGUAUGACCCAUUUAGAUGCUUAAGUGUUGUUGUUCCUUUGCUUGUCACCGAAGAUGAGAAGACUCUUGUAACUUGUAUUAACUGUUUGACAAAGCUUGUGGGGAGGCUUUCCCAGGAAGAAUUGAUGUCUCAGCUACCCUCGUUCUUACCUGCCCUGUUUGAUGCUUUUGGAAACCAGAGUGCAGAUGUUCGCAAGACUGUUGUGUUCUGUUUGGUUGACAUAUACAUCAUGCUCGGCAAAGCAUUUUUGCCAUACUUGGAAGGGCUGAACAGCACGCAGUUAAGAUUGGUGACUAUUUAUGCAAAUCGAAUAUCACAGGCCAGAACAGGUACUCCUAUAGAUGCUAACCGCAGUUAGCUGUUGCCAGCUUUUUGGAAUUUCCUUGUUGGUUCCUGAGGAGUUUAAUCUUAUCAUUCAAUCUUUGAUGUGUCCUGUAUAUCGUGUGAAUGUGCAUUUUGAAGGCGGGUAAAGUUUUAUUCUUUUAUUUAACUGUGUGUUCAUCUUUUUUCCUCCCAUAUAUUGGUUGGGAGUUGGAGAGUGCGUGUUGGGAACAAGAGUGAUGUUGUAAACAGUAAAUGUUGUGCUUAUAAUGAAAUUUACAGUUUAUUGAA
Nicotiana tabacum (common tobacco) is the source of this 4409-nucleotide messenger RNA. The record is from RefSeq and is a predicted model, not a curated record. Lineage: Eukaryota; Viridiplantae; Streptophyta; Magnoliopsida; Solanales; Solanaceae.